UCUGGUCGCCCAUCCUGCGGAACUUCAAUCCGACCCGGAGAUGCAGCGGCGCGGCGGCGGGGUGCGCGCGGCGAGCGCGCUCGUGGUGCCCGUGCUGCUGGCGGCACUGGCGACCGCAUCCCUGGACCCCUUCGACAACCAGCUCGGGGACAUCAGCUACUGCAAACAGCGGUGCGACGCCACCCUGGGGGGCAGGAGCGGCGCGCGGGACACGGUGCUGAGCGCCUGUCACCGCGGCUGCCGCCUCUUCUCCAUCUGCCAAUUUGUGAACGGCAACGGCGGCCACAACGCCAGCAGGGACGAGUGCCAGGGAGCCUGCCAGGAGGCGUACGUACGGCCUGCUGAGCAAGAGGGCUGCCUGAACGGGUGCGAGAACCAGCCAGCGGGGGCCGAGAGCGAGAGGAGGAAGCUGAAAGCGAUGAUGCGCCGCUCCAAACCCCUCUCCGUCAUGGACCUGCUCUCCAGCUGGUGCAGUGACAUCGUGAGCUCGGCCCAGAGCUUCAUCUCCUCCACCUGGACCUUCUACCUGCAAGCGGACGAUGGCAAAGUGCUCGUCUUCCAGAGCGAGCCGCAGAUGGAGUUCUCCUUCCCGGAGCUACAGACCCCCAGGGUGGACGUGGUGGACAAGGCGUGGUCGGUCGUCAGCUCCAGCACCCAGAGACCCCGCGGUGGUGCGAGGGAGAGGUCUGCUGCCCGGGGAGGCGCCAAGGGGAGGCGGGGGGCCAACCGAGCGGAGGCCCCACCUGCCGACCACGACUUCCUGGGCUGCAUGUCUCGGCGCUCCGGCCUCCCGCGCUGGAUCCUCGCCGGCUGCCUCUUCCUCUCUAUCGUGGUGAUGCUGUGGCUGAGCUGCGCCAGUCUGGUCACGGCGCCUGACCAGCGAGUCAGGACUCAGCUGAGCAUCAAUGGGGACAAAGAGUUCCAAGCGGGCCCCCCCAACCCCCUGGGCCCGGUCAUCGCCGUGGCCGUGAGCCAAUCUGAGCGAGGCAAGGAGGCGGGGCCUCUGCCCGUCAAAGUGGACCUGGACAAGACGGCCCUGUGAAAGGGCGCCGCGUUCAGCCCUCGACCUGGGAGUAUCGACCCCCCCCCCCCCCCCCGCACACACACUCCCCCGGUGCUUCAUCGCUCUGUUUCAUUGUGGAGACUCCGCAUCAGCACCAGUCAUUUGCUUCCGUCCGUCUGCGGAUCGCGUCCCACUGCUGCUGUUCACUUUUCUGCCAGUCAAAGUGUAGAUUAGGCCUGCAGAGGUAGGGAGUUGGGAGGGCUCGCCCUUCCUAACAGCAACAACACACACACACACACACACACACACACACAGAGCAAGUUUAGGGCUCAUACUCAUUCUGCAGCUUUUUCCUGGUCCCAUCACAGCCCUGGAUGCAGGUACCGAAGUGGCCUUUCACACGCUGGACAUAGGUUCCAAUCCCAGUUGGUGAAGGUACUUGUCCUAAAUUAAUGCAGUAAAAAUUACCCUGCAGUGUAAAUGAGUAAAUCAGUGUAAGAAUCUUAGAGCACAAGUUGUCUGAUGGAGUAAUAAAUAAUAAGCAAGAACAUUUUAAGUGCCACUGUGUGUAGAACGAGUGGGUGUGUGUGUGUGUGUGUGUGUGAGGCUUAGACACUUGCUGCACACCGCCCCGUGAACAGCUCUCGGUCCACAAAUGCACCGACUCAUUCGCUCAGAAUCGGCAGGAAACGGCCGCUUUGCACCCGAAGCUUUGAUUUGUGGCUAUCGAUGGGUUCGAAUCUGUGGCUCGAGAUCUCCACGGCGACGCUGAGUCGUCACUCGUCGUGGUCGGGCGGCAAGGAAGCCGACGGGACUACACACGUGCUGCCGAUGAGAGCCGUUCCCGCUUUCCGUGAGCAGCUCUGAGUUCUGUCCUCCUUCGAUCGGAGCUGCAGCCUCUCUUUCGGUUCCUCUCACCCUUUGCGUGUAGCAGCAGUGCAUGUGCGUUCGUCACGAGGCCCCUGUAGGCGUGCGCGCCACGUGCUCAGCCGUGCGGGACCCGGCCGCAGACGGACCCCGUAGUAACGCUUCAGUGCUGCGAGAAACCGCCGGAGAAGGUACCGGAGGCCAGGCAGUAUUUUUCAGAGCGCCAGCGUCAUUCGGGGCCCAGUGUCAUCAUGGUUGUUUUGGGAAACGUGAAACAAAAUAAAGUGUUUUCACAAAACA
This is a messenger RNA of Scleropages formosus (Asian bonytongue), 2170 nucleotides long. RefSeq names its product transmembrane protein 59-like. NCBI's taxonomy places the organism in Eukaryota, Metazoa, Chordata, Actinopteri, Osteoglossiformes, Osteoglossidae. The record is from RefSeq and is a predicted model, not a curated record. The coding region runs from base 41 to 1042 and encodes 333 amino acids. The transcript is spliced from 8 exons.